GCUGCCAGCGCUUUCCGCCUCCCUCCUCAUCUGGAACCUUCACUCGAACCUUCACUGGAACCUUUCCCGGCGUUUCUGGCGGACCGCGGAGCAUCUCCUCUGGUCCACCAGCUUCAAGCCCCGAGACGCGCUGCUCCCCACCCCGCCCCGCUCUCCUCUCUCUGCUGCCCUCUAUCGGCACCGCCAGCUGGGCUGCGAAGGGCGCACGCGCGCUCACGCCGGCGUCCCCGAGCCGGCUUGCGCACCGAGUGCAUGCGCACCGAGUGCGUGCAGCUCUAAACACUCGAGAGGCAGGACAUGACACAAGGUGCACAUCCUGGCCAUGGGGUCCCGUCAUUCCACCUAUGCUCACCGGCCUUUCAGCAAGCGAAGGAAAGCAGAUGACACUGAGGAUUCUCUGGCCGAACGGGAGCAGCAGGAGGCUAUUGCUCAGUUCCCCUAUGUGGAAUUCACCGGGCGAGAUAGCGUUACCUGUCUCACGUGUCAGGGGACAGGCUACAUUCCAGAGCAAGUUAAUGAGUUGGUGGCUUUGAUCCCUCACAGCGAUCAGCGGUUGCGUCCUCAGAGAACGAAGCAGUAUGUCCUCCUCUCUAUCCUGCUCUGCCUCCUGGCGUCUGGUUUGGUGGUUUUCUUCCUGUUUCCACAUUCAGUCCUCGUGGAUGAUGAUGGCAUCAAAGUGGUGAAAGUCACAUUUGAUGAGCAGAGGUCCCUUGUCAUCCUCGCCAUCACGGCCACUCUGAAAAUUAGAAACUCCAACUUCUACUCUGUGGCAGUGACCAGCCUGUCCAGCGAGGUUCAGUACAUGAACACCGUGGUUGGGUCGUACACGACGACUAACAUCUCCCUCAUUCCGCCUCGGAGCGAACACUUGGUGAAUUUUACUGCGAAGGCCGAGAUGGGAGGACCAUAUUCCUAUGUGUACUUCUUCUGCACGCUACCCUAUAUUGGAGUGCACAACAUAGUGGUCUUCGUUCGAACUUCGGUGAAGAUUUCCUACAUUGGCCACGUGACCCAGAGCUCCUUGGAGACACAUCACUAUGUGGAUUGUGGAGUAAAUUCCACAGCAGUUUAGAAACUGCUCUCGGUUCUUCCAUGGCAGCACCUUUCAGAAGAGACACAGCUUCUCUUCCCAGGACCUGAGACCUGUACCUGCCCCAAGUGGUAGAACCAGAGGAGAAAUUGGUUCUCUCAAUCCCCAGCCACUUGGGAGGAAAAGUCCUCCCCUAGCACCAAUGACCUUUCUCAGAACCAGCAGGAUCACUGCCUAGCACCUAGCCGAUGCCAAGCAAAUAGUAGGCACUGGAAGAAGGUUUGACGAGUUUGAUUGAGAUCUUUUCAGCUGUUUGGGGGCAGGGGUGGCGUUAUAAAUUGAAAUCCUACCACGGUUCUAGGUUAUCAGACGAUACAAUGAUACAGAACUAGGGCCUCAGUGUAGCUGCAGAAGGGGCCUCCUCACAGAGGCAGCAGCAGGGAGGGAGCAUUUGAUACAUUGAAGAAAGCACAGAACGUUCAACAUGUGAAAGUUUUUCAUGUUUCCAAAUGCCUAGGAACUUUAUUUAAAAAAAGAAAAACAACUUUUUUUUUUUCUGUGGAAAGUUAAAAUUGUUUUUACUAAGAGUCUAUGUGGGGUGUAAUAUACCCUCCAUCCAUUGGCUGGAACAUGGAUUGGGGAAUUUGAUAACAAAUAAAUAAAUAAACCCUGCUUUUGAUUGA
Molecule: messenger RNA, 1713 nt
Organism: Bubalus bubalis (water buffalo)
Lineage: Eukaryota; Metazoa; Chordata; Mammalia; Artiodactyla; Bovidae
Gene: TMEM106C
Product: transmembrane protein 106C
Exons: 8
Coding region: 323-1072 (249 amino acids)
Source: RefSeq, a predicted model, not a curated record